UCCCACUGGAAACACCGAAUCGAAUCCCAAUGGCCAAAGAGCUCAACAUGGAAGAAAAGUUUUAAUUGAGGAAAGGAAAAUUUAUCCUUCCGACAGUUACCUUGGCAGUGGACAAGUGGUGAAAAGUGAAGUGAUAUUAAAAAAAAAAUUGAAAAAAAUGAACUCCCGUACUUGAAGAAGCAGAAUUCAAAGUGAUAACGAUCAUCAUUCGGUAGAAUAUUUGCAGCAUAAAGAAGUUUCACCCGUUUCUCAGAACGUUUUCGGAGCGAAGGCGAAGAAGGCGAAAAGUUGACAGUCGAGAUUUGCUCAAGUGAAACUGGAGACUGGCUGGGUAUGAUUCUUUCGCUCCAAUAAAUUUGGCUAGGUGUACCAUUCGAGAAGGGAACGAGGGUGGUUUGGAGGAUUGAAUCGAAGAAGUGAACCGAAAAUCUGCCGUUUCCAGCUGCAAGGACACACGGACUGUCUACGGAGCAGAAAAGAACUGAACUACUGAUUUGCAUCGACUGCUUAGGGUUGGUCCUUGCGACAACAGCUGGGCGGACUACCGUUGGAGUGGAAAAUCGAUCCGCAGUAGGUGGUGAAAGUUUUUCUUUUCGAUUUUGGACCCACAAGCAGGACGGACCGGCAUCAGCAUGGACAUCGAUAUCAUCGACAUUCGGACGCUCGGAUAUCUCUCCAGCACAAGCACGGUAGUAUCUGCGACUACAAUAUGUAACCUAACGGCGGUGGCCAACCAAACCGACGGGUCCGGCGAUGGCGGAGGGAGCGGUGGGGGAGGAGGAGGCGGUGGCACUGGACCCGACGACGGCGACGAUGACGACGUGGACGCUUUAUCGCCUCUAUCGAUGUCGUUUCUCGGUGUUUUCCUAUCGAUUGUGAUAUUUCUGUCCGUAGCUGGUAACAUCCUAGUGUGCAUAGCAAUCUACACCGAGCGGAGCCUGCGGCGGAUCGGGAAUCUCUUCCUGGCGUCGCUUGCCAUCGCCGAUCUGUUCGUGGCAUCGCUGGUGAUGACGUUCGCCGGUGUCAAUGAUUUAUUAGGCUACUGGAUAUUCGGGGCCCAGUUCUGCGACACCUGGGUGGCGUUCGAUGUUAUGUGUUCAACCGCUUCCAUCCUGAAUCUGUGCGCCAUCUCGCUGGACCGGUACAUCCACAUCAAGGAUCCGCUCAGAUACGGCCGCUGGGUAACGCGGCGGGUUGCCAUCGGGACGAUUGUCGUCAUCUGGCUGCUGGCGGCGCUGGUCUCGUUCGUGCCGAUCUCGCUCGAUCUCCACCGGGACAAGCGAGACGAAACGGACACCUCGCUCAUCAUCAACGGCGUCAAGUACGAAACGUGCGCCCUGGACCUGACGCCCACCUAUGCCGUCGUUUCUAGUUGUAUAAGUUUCUACGUACCUUGUAUAGUAAUGAUCGGUAUCUACUGCAGGCUCUACUGCUACGCCCAGAAGCACGUCAAGUCGAUACGAGCGGUGACACGGCCGGGUGAGAUCAGCGAGAAACGCUACCGCAGCAUACGGAGGCCCAAAGCGAGCAAGAGCAAGCUGAAACUUCGACAGCUGGCGCAGCAGGCGUCCUCCCCGUACCACGUGUCGGACCACAAGGCGGCCAUUACCGUGGGCGUCAUCAUGGGCGUCUUUCUCGUCUGCUGGGUGCCGUUCUUCUGUGUAAAUAUUAUUGCCGCGUUCUGCAAGACCUGCAUCGGGCCGCAGACGUUCAAGGUGCUCUCCUGGCUGGGUUACUCCAACUCGGCCUUCAAUCCGAUCAUCUACUCCAUCUUCAACACGGAGUUCCGCGAGGCAUUCAAGCGAAUCCUGACGACGCGGAGCUCCUGGUGCUGCGGGCAGGAGAUGGGUAACAUCUACCCGCGGCACAGCGACCGGUACGUGACGGACUACGCGGCCAAGAAUGUCGUCAUGAACUCUGGUCGAUCGUCGGCCGACCUCGAACAGGAUGACGAGGAUGAUCAGGAGUACUUUUCCAUCUUCUAACCGACCAUUUAAGUUGAUAUUUUUGUUGGGC
Messenger RNA from Ochlerotatus camptorhynchus, 2016 nucleotides. RefSeq names its product Dopamine 1-like receptor 1 (gene Dop1R1). Gene Ontology annotation, molecular function: G protein-coupled receptor activity. NCBI's taxonomy places the organism in Eukaryota, Metazoa, Arthropoda, Insecta, Diptera, Culicidae. The coding region runs from base 633 to 1985 and encodes 450 amino acids. Gene Ontology annotation, cellular component: plasma membrane. Gene Ontology annotation, biological process: G protein-coupled receptor signaling pathway. The transcript is spliced from 7 exons. The record is from RefSeq and is a predicted model, not a curated record.